Xiphias gladius (swordfish) is the source of this 6599-nucleotide messenger RNA. RefSeq names its product calpain-15-like. NCBI's taxonomy places the organism in Eukaryota, Metazoa, Chordata, Actinopteri, Istiophoriformes, Xiphiidae. The record is from RefSeq and is a predicted model, not a curated record. The transcript is spliced from 14 exons. Bases 1236 to 4370 code for a protein of 1044 amino acids. Gene Ontology annotation, cellular component: cytoplasm. Gene Ontology annotation, biological process: proteolysis. Gene Ontology annotation, molecular function: calcium-dependent cysteine-type endopeptidase activity.
CUCACAUUUAAGAGGCCGGAACCCGAGAAUGAACAUUUUCUCUCAAAGUGACUGAACCGAUGACUCGAUUAUCAGAAUAGUUGCCAGGUCGAUUUGUGUGAAGAAAGUCACUGAUCAAUCAACUCGAGCUGUUUUUUUUUUGUUUUCCAGACUGUGACACGGUCACGUGACCUGUCACCAGGUGCUUCAUGCUGAGGCCACGUGGCUGUUAACGGAUGCAGUUUUCACACGCGUCCUCGUGCAUCGUCACCUGUGGACGUUUUGUUUUUUGCCUGAGAGAGGCUGCGGCCCCCGUUGGCCAGUGGGGAUUUUAUUUUGAACGAAGUGGCAGGAAGUGUGUGUCGCGCACGGCGGCUUGACGGCGACGGCGAGGGGAGCCGUGGUGACUGUGCAGAUGGGGGCUUAGAUGACGGAGGACGCGCGGAGACCUCGGGCAGCUGGUUAGGACUCGCCGCCCCCCGUCUCGCAGAAGCGGUCCGGUCUGCGGCCGCGUAAGUCCGGCUCGUCUCCGCGCCCUCGUGGUGCUCUGCAGUUUCUCACUCAGCCGCCGGCUGCGCCAGCUGCGCCGGCUGCACUGCAGGUGCACCAGCUUACCUGAAGUCUGCGUGAACUUCGGCGUCGAGGCGCAGGGGAACCCGCGUGGAUUGGCGUCGCUUCUGACUGCGAACGGCGUAAAAACCGCGUCCAUCCAGUCUCACUCGCUCAAAUUUCAGCCUUGACUGUACCGAUCGUUAUGUCUUCACCCAGAGACAGAAAAGAGACGCGCUGACAAAUCAGGCAGAGGAGGACGCGAACCCCAGGAGAUCUGGUUCGGAAUUUAGGAGAACACCAGCAGUGGAUUUCGCUCCGGUGCGUCCGCCGAUCGGCGCGUCUUUGUCCCGAGCUUUCGAAGUGUGAGCUCCCGGGGUUACCGGAGACAUUUCAAGUCCUCGUUCAAGGACAAAACCGUGGAGACGGGAGGGAAGGAGCCGAAGCGGCCGGAUACCAAACCGGCGGCAUGUGACAUCUGUCUGCAGCCGAAAGACCGGUGUGAGCAGCGGCCACCCGCCGAGGUUUCUCUGAAUCCGGUCUCUCCGCUACUUUGUCCCCGCCACAGCUGAAAUACCCAGGACUACUAAACUCAAUUGGUUGAGCUCCACGGAGUCCGGGCACCGCGAUGGAGAGAGGUCUUCCACCGGCGCGAGAGUCCUCUGCUGCAGAAUAUGACGCCACGGUUUGGGUUCCAGAGUCCGUAGAUGCCGCGCUGGUCGUCUGCCGGAGGAAGUUGUGACCUUGUGUGGGCCCCUCCGCUUGGACCCGCGGCGCCAUGGGAAGUUCCACCUCCUCCCUCGUCGAAGAGGCCGAGGGUGAGGGCGCCCCGGGGUGCGGCCCUGCCCCCGUCCCCCGUCAUGGGGUGUCUGAGGAGCAGCCAGAGCACCUUCAUCCCCCGGCAGCUUCCCCGACCCGGCAGGCACCGAGAGCGCAGUUUCUCUUCUGGUUCGAUGCCCAUGCAGAGGAGCCAGUGGGCCUGCGGCUGCUGUACUUUCCUGAACGCAGCCGGUGCCCCCCGCUGCUCCAUCUGUGAAGCCCCCCGGCGAAGACCCGACAGCCGAUGGAUGUGGCACGGGACCAGCAGGGAGGACGGCGGCUGGUCCUGCCCGCGCUGCACGCUGGCCAACUCCCGCGACCGCCUGGCCUGCUCUCUCUGCGGCUACGCCGGGGUACCGGACCGACCCCGGGACUCGUCCCGGGACCAGCCCCGACCUCAGCGGUCCGGUAUCUGCUCUGGUCCCCCGAGGCCGUCGUCGACCGAGCCGCGCAGGCAGCGAAACAGCUCACCGGCGGAAGAUGCAGAUCAACGCAGCCUGGCUUGGGAUUGUCUGAGGUGCACUCUGCAGAACACCCCUACCUCCAUGUCCUGCUCUGCUUGCGGGGGACCACGCAAACUGUCUCUCCCCCAGAUCCCUGCUGAGGCCUUGCUCAUGCCUGAGGUCUGCAAUCAAACGGGGACACAACUACCAGAACCUGCAGCGAGGGCGCUUUCGCUCUCCAUCUCAACCAGAGGAGAGUGUUUACCGGUGGAGGCCUCAUAUCCCAACACAAACGCCUCAGUGCUCAGUGUUUCGUCCUCAGGUCACAAUAAUCCAGUUCCCUGCAGUCGCAGAGAGGUGCCACCUCCAGAUGUUUUCCUCAGUCAAGCACAUAACGUGAGUCCCUCUCCUUCAACACUCGCGGUGUCGCACCUGUCUGCCCAACCUGAGCUCCCGCCCGGCAGGCGGCUCAGCGUCCUUAAAGAGGAAAGUUCGCCGUCGUCACCUGCCUCGGAUGCGUCGGUGUCGACUCCGGCCUGCGUGGUCUCCGUUAACAGGACAGAGGAGUGGUCGUGUCCGGCAUGCACCCUCAUCAACGAGGUCAAAGCCAAACACUGCCUGGCCUGCCACACCCCUCAGCAGCACGCCGCGCAGCUUAAACCGGCGCUGUCCCCGAAGAGGAAGCAGAGCAAGCCGGUGGAGGUGCUGCGCCAGAGUGACGAAGGAGAGGCCAAGGAGCUGUGGGAGAACAUCGUCCGCUUCUGCAGAGAGGUUCGUCUGCGGCACUGGCCCGGCUCGAACGCAGUGACAUUUGUGGACGACAGUUUCCCCCCUAGUCCAAAGUCUCUGGGUUUCCCGGUGGACGACAACGUCCAACAUCGGGUCAGAAAGUGGCUUCGUCCCCAAGAAAUCAACUGCAGCAACUUCCGAGAGCGCGCGGUAAAGUGGUCUGUGUUCCGCACGCCUCGCCCAUCUGACAUCCUGCAGGGACUUCUGGGUAACUGCUGGUUCCUCAGUGCCUUGGCCGUUCUGGCUGAACGCCCCGAGCUGGUGGAGAAAGUGAUGGUGACCCGCUCGCUGUGCGCCGAGGGAGCCUAUCAGGUGCGUCUCUGCAAGGACGGCCAAUGGACCACGGUGUUGGUGGACGACAUGCUGCCGUGCGACGAGAACGGCCACCUCCUCUUCUCUCAGGCCCAGCGGAAACAGCUGUGGGUGGCUCUGAUAGAAAAAGCUCUGGCCAAGCUCCACGGAUCCUACUUUGCUCUGCAGGCGGGCCGUGCUAUCGAGGGCCUGUCCACGCUGACCGGGGCCCCCUGCGAGUCGCUGGCCCUCCAGGUCAGUGCCACCAACCCCAAGGAAGAACCCAUCGACACAGACCUCAUCUGGGCCAAAUUGCUGAGCUCCAAAGAAGCAGGUUUCCUGAUGGGGGCAUCUUGUGGAGGAGGCAACAUGAAGGUGGAUGACGCAGAGUACGAGUCCCUGGGUUUACGUCCACGACACGCCUACUCUGUCCUCGAUGUGCGGGACGUAGACACUCACAGGUUACUGCAGCUGAGGAACCCCUGGGGUCGGUUCUCCUGGACCGGACCCUGGGCCGACAACUGGCCCCACUGGCCUCCACACGUGAAGAGGGAGCUCUGCGCCCAGCGAGCCGAGGAUGGCCUGUUCUGGAUGGACUUCUGGGAUUUCAUCAGGUACUUUGACUCAGUGGAUAUCUGUAAGAUUCAUUCAGACUGGCAGGAGCUUCGGGUCCCGGGUGUUUUCCCCCGGGGAGCCGACGUUCCGGUGACGGUGGUGUCCGUCACAGUGCUGGAGAGAACGGCUGUGGAACUGGCUUUAUUCCAGCAGGGCAGCAGGCGAUGGGACACAGCUGAGAGCCACCUGCUGGAUCUGUGUGUGUUGGUGUUUCGGGUCGCCUACGACAGCUCCGGGACUCUGGCGUUGGGUCGUCUGGUGGCUCACAGCCGUCGCUCGGUGAGGAGGUUUGUGGGCUGCGACGUCAUGCUGGAGCCGGGCGAAUACGCUGUGCUCUGCUGCGCCUUUAACCACUGGCACAGCACCGCCACAGAGGGGACAAUGAGCUGUGGCAGACCAGAGGCGCCUGGAUACACGCUGGCCGUCUACAGCUCCAGACUUGUGAUGGUGGAGCAGGUGACAGCCUCCAACACCACCGUCGCCGACGCCAUCGUCCAACUGACCGAAACCAAGGGAGAGAGACAUGAGGGUCGGGAGGGGAUGACCUGUUACUACCUGACCCACGGCUGGGCGGGGCUCAUCGUCAUGGUGGAAAACCGACACCCAAGGCACCACCUGCACGUGUCCUGCGACUGCAGCGACAGCUUCAACGUGGUGUCGACCCGCGGCAGCCUCAAAACCAUCGACAGCAUCCCUCCUCUGCACAGACAGGUGCUGGUGGUUUUGUCUCAGCUGGAGGGGAACGCCGGGUUCUCCAUCACACACAGACUCGCUCAUCGUAAGGCCGUCCAGGCUUCUCUGGGGAACUGGAGUCCCUCAAAGGCGACGCACAGUCCUGCUCUGAGUCCAGAGACCGCGGGUCUGCACCAGCCUCGGCCCCUCUGACUCCUGAGUGGGAACUUCCUACACCGCAACCGGGAUCGGGAGAUCUCAUCGCGGAGGCAGCUUCUUUAAAGGAACGGUCCAGCUUCUGGGGACUUGAACCCGUUUGUCUCAUUUGACUUUUUAAUGGAAAACAGGUACAAUUCCCAAAAACGUUAGACUCUAGUUACAUGUAGUGAGCCGACAGAGUUAGGUCACGUGUGGCCGUUUUAGUUCUGCAAACGUUUUCGAGAGCCCGAGCUUCUCUGAGGCAGGAACCGCUUUGAACUGCAGCUCAGAACAAAACCCAGUUUCACGGCGGAGACAGCUAAAGACAGUAGAGAGGGUUGCAUCGCUGUCGGCCGCAGACUGUUUCUUUGGGAGAAAGUCGUCCCCGUGAAAACUGCUCACGUUGUUUCAGCGGGUUAUCCGGGGACCGGCAUCGAUCAUUCAUCCAUUCAUUCGUUAAGAGACGUUCCCACUUUACUUCAACAACAUCGUUGGACGAAAUUCAGGCAUCAGUUCAUGGAUGAAUCUAAAUCAUGAUACGUGUCAGUGCAGGAUUCAAACUCACCGACUGUGUGUCUGAAAACCACUUCUUUGCUUAUACGGAGAAUCGAAUGUUGCAUUUUCCGUUCAGAGUCAUAACUGUGCCACAUGUCAGACUUGAGUAGUGACUGACAGCCCCCAGCUGCUCACUGAAAUGUCCCCCAGUGUUGUGCGGCGGCGGAUGUAUACCGGUCAACGUUUCUGCUGAGCCUGACUGUUACACACCAGUGAAUCGCAGCAGCAUGAACAAGCACGCUGAGCUGUUUUAGCUCAUUUUUUUUGAUUUUUUUGAUUUCUCACCUUCCUCUACACAAAACCGUCCACCAACACUGAAAGUCCAGGCUUAUCAGUUUCCACCUGGCAGACCCGGACCCGGACCUUUUCCUGGUUUCUCGACUCGAGGUUUCACUGGUCAGUAUUUUAAUGACAAGCUGGAUGAGGAAAAUCAAAAACUGUGCGCCAGUCUCGUUUUUAGGCCCGCUGGUUCGCCUGUUCUAGCCGCGAUUUGUAAUUUCUUUCUCUGCUCUUUUUCGUGGAAACGAAAAAAGCCGGUACCGGCCCGGUAGGCCUGCUUCAGUAUUAGCGCCCAGCUUCCUACAGUGACAAGCGGCUGGAGGGCAGUAGGAUCCCCUUAUCAGUCUAGAUUCGUGACACCGAUAGAAGCCUACCACCUGCGGUAACAGGUCCCGUUUGGAGAUGAGAGGACUUCUCUCCGUCUUCAGAGCAGCUCCGCCUCCAACAGGUGUCUGAUCCGCAAACAGAAGCUGCUCAUCCCUUCACAAAGAUCAACGUUUCGAACACACGAUGCACUUUACGCUUCAGAUCACGGGAUGGUCUUCGGGUCCAGACUGUCUUAAUUGCACUGGUGAUAGAUGGAUAGAAGUUAUUAUCUUAGUUAGUUGUGUUUACUCUCCUCAGUAUUAGUGAGUCAUGCUGCAGCUUUAGACCAUGUAGGAUGUUUAAAUGAAGUGAGAUUCUGCAGAGACUCGCUGUGCGGUUGCAUCAGCACUUUAUGAACUUUAAACUAUGCUGGAUUCUCAUGGUGGUUUAUUUUUCAGGAGAUGUUUUAAACUUGCACAAUAGAUACAAAUAUUUUAUGCUCAUGGAGCCAAAACUAGCAUCAUGUUGUUAGAGAGUAAAAACUAUGCAAAUGUUUGAGAGCUGUUACGACGCGUCCUCCAUUAAAUUGUGUAUAGCUCUUUAUCUUUGACCUGUCUGUUAUAUUUGCAGGGUUGAGAUAGAAGUUUAUGAAUUUUGUUGUGAUUAGUGUGUUGUAUUUAUUUAUUUUUAAUAUUCAGGUUUGACCUUCACUGUAUUCUGUAAAUUCAUCCAGUUAAAAUAAGUAAUAUUAAUAAUAAUCAGUAUUAAGUAAGCUUAGAUGUCAUCCUGACACAGAAACUUCUCAGCAGUGUUUCCAAUAUUCUGUCUGCCAACGUUUGUAAAUGUAGCUUUGCAAUACAUUGGAAUAGAUUCACAAGAGGAAAGGUAUUAUCGUUGUUGUUCUUGUUAUGAUUGUAUAGAUAGAAAUAUUUUUGAGGGAAAGGAAAAGGUUUUGUGUGAAUCUGUUGUCCCAAAAUAAAAGCGAAACACUUUCAGCUUGAAAGAACAUCGAUCAAACGUGAAUAUAUUUUUUAUUUUUAAACCUCUGAAGGAGAAACUUCACGAGACAAAAUGGAAUCAAGUUAAAAUAAAUGUUUUUAUUAA